Messenger RNA from Lasiosphaeria miniovina, 564 nucleotides. RefSeq lists its product as uncharacterized. The transcript has a single exon. The record is from RefSeq and is a predicted model, not a curated record. Lineage: Eukaryota; Fungi; Ascomycota; Sordariomycetes; Sordariales; Lasiosphaeriaceae. The annotation marks the transcript as partial.
CCGCCGAGUGCCAUUACGACCGCUCCCGGGCUCACAUGCACAGAUGGCUCGACCGUCCUCUACACCAGAGAAUGCACCUACGGAUUCCCCAUCUCGUACUGCCACAGCGACCCGCCGCCACUUACGUGCCAGACGGGCUACUUCCCGAGCAGUAUUCAGUAUGGGCACUGCGAGGUGGGGCAGACGUGCUUCCCGGUCGACGCGGACUGGAUCACCACGACGUGCGCGCCGGGCGGCGGCCAGACCCCUUACCUGACCACGACGCUCUUCUCGGGCACGCUGGCCGGUGGCGUCAACACCGUCAUCUCCAUGGUCAACUGCAAGUGCGCAGACGACUUGUGGUAUAGCUGGCCCCAGACCCCGCCCUACACGGGCGGCCCCUGGUGCAUGCCCUCCACCGACUGCGCGCCCGGCAUGACCACCAGCUGGAGCACCAACGAGUACUGCAUGACCGUCACCACGCCCAGCUACUGCAGCACGGAGACGGCCCUCAGCAGACCGUACUGCGCCUGCGCCACGGGAUUGCCCCAGUACCCACCUGCAGGGGGGUCGCCGACUACUUGU